This is a messenger RNA of Thalassophryne amazonica, 1751 nucleotides long. RefSeq names its product chromosome 22 C12orf56 homolog (gene c22h12orf56). The transcript has 13 exons. The record is from RefSeq and is a predicted model, not a curated record. Lineage: Eukaryota; Metazoa; Chordata; Actinopteri; Batrachoidiformes; Batrachoididae.
AUGACCCUCUCCGGCUGCUGUACCGCUGUCUGUCGCCGUAACAGCAGACUGGACUCGUUCCUGAAGCGGAACACCGACCCGGAGGUGUACGAACGGAUCCGAGUCUACGAACCGUGCGUGGUGGUAUCGAACACCGUCAACAAGGCGUACAUGCACGUGAUGCUGAGUCACGAGCGCGUGUACCUCACCGAGUACACGCCGCGCACGCUCACCAUGGCCGUCAGCUUCAGGCGCGUGACAGACAUCGAUCUGGUCAGUGACCUCCCACAUUUCCUUAGCAGGAAAGACCAGGAAUGUUGUCAGCACAUACAGAUUACUUACACUGAAUCAAAACCCGCUGGGAAGCGAGAUGGUUGUCUAAGAACAUUUAAGGGCACGGCCUCCACCUUCCGCACAAACACAGAAACAGGAACCCUUGUGAAGCUCCCGCAGCCUCCGUCUCUCUGCUUCUCACCCAACUCACCUCCACCGCCCCCAGGUCAAAGGUCAAAGAGCCUCAGGCCUGGACAAGUGUCCGAGAGGACCGGACUCUUUGGAAGAGACGAAAUAACGAGUGGAGAGUCGGACGAGGAGAAGUGUGGAGUGGGGAGAGAGGCGGAGCUGCAUCUGUACAUCGUAUCGCAGACGUCCACGCUGUACCGCCAUCUGCAGAGUGCAUGUAACAUGUUUAUUAUUAGAUCCACUUUGAUGUUGGACCCGACUUACAGAAGGAACUGCAGUGCCUCACAGAAUGUCUGUCCUCCUGUCCUCAGUGUGCCGCUAGCGGCAACUCGCGUGAGGCUCUUCCAGUCCAGUGAGAUGUGUACCUUCCUGGUUCAGACUCUGGAGGGCUCCCUGCGCAGGUGUCAAGGGUCCAGCAGAAUUCACACAGAGGAUCAGCUGCUACUGAGCUCUGUGAUUGUCCAGACGCUGGCUGAGAUGUUCAGAGACACGGAGGUGGAACCAGCCAGACUCACCGUUCUCGCUGCCAAAAAAGGAGUGCUGACAUCCAGAAUGCUGCUGGCCUUGAUAUGUGAUCCACAGCUCCAGACAAACACCCCAGAACGUCCUGUUGACCCAGAGUGUCGGGUUUUACUGCACGAGUACCUGGAUGCCGCCUGUUCGCUGAUGUUUGAGCUGCUGCAUUUAGGUCAGGAGGUAAACAGGUGUCCUUCUUGUGAUAAUGUCCUGACUGUUGGCUGGAUCAUCACAGCUCUGAACCCUCAUCCUCACCUGUUGUCCUUCAUUGGGUACCAGGCUCAGCAGGUGCUUCUGGCUCUGUUAGAUACAAAGAUGUUUUACCUGAGUCCGGUUCAGUCCGUUUUGCUGUUCCGGCGCUGUCGCCUCCUGCUGGCCUGUCUGUAGUACAGCCAUCGCCUGAGACAGCACCUCCAGUCCAGCUUCAGGGAGGAGUUCAGGUUCUUUGUGAAUCUGCGGCGUUCCGAGGAGAAGCUGCCGCCUCUUUACCCGAUCAGCAGAGCGGCUCUGAGACUGAUCAAACGCGUUCUGACGGACGUCCUGCACAGAUGAUCACACGAAAGAAAAGAUGGUAGAGCAGGUAGCUCAGUGGGACCGGGUGAUAGAUUUACAGUAUGUAGACCUGGGUUCGAUUCCCAUUCAUGCUGAAUGUCUGUCCUUUGACAGAACACCAUCGUCCCAUCAACCAAUCUGACACCUGUCUGUCAUGUUCCAGUGUUUUUGCUUGUCCAUGCUUUGGGUGGUCUGAUCCAGCAGGUUUUAUGUUCUAUGUUAACACUUCCAGAUGUGAAUAU